This is a messenger RNA of Nasonia vitripennis (jewel wasp), 2137 nucleotides long. It is a transcript of the gene CSN1b, whose product is annotated as COP9 signalosome complex subunit 1. The coding region runs from base 260 to 1705 and encodes 481 amino acids. The record is from RefSeq and is a predicted model, not a curated record. Gene Ontology annotation, cellular component: COP9 signalosome. Lineage: Eukaryota; Metazoa; Arthropoda; Insecta; Hymenoptera; Pteromalidae. The transcript has 6 exons.
AAGGGCGCCACAAAGGAUCCACACAGGCUAAAAAUUGACAUUUUUAGAGGCUCCGCCAGGCUUGCAAUUAUGGCGUAAAUUUCACAAACUAAGAUGUUAAAACUGCACUUGUCGAUACCAGUUGUAAAAGAAAGGAAAAACCGCUGUUAAAACAGGGUUAGCUCGCCCGUGUAGUUGGAGAUUUGAAGGAAAACCGACGAGGAGGCUGCAUCAUCCUCGUACGAAAUUUUCUCUUGCUGCAUUUCGACCAGAGAAAAAUAUGUUUUCGUUUGCUCAGCAGAAUGCAGUUGAACCUAUGCAGGUCGAUGCACCUGCCGAGGACAAUGAUAACUCUGAGGAGGAGCCGUAUAUUGUUGAAAAUCCGACAUUGGAUUUGGAGUCGUACGCAAACCAAUACACAGGACGGGCAAAACUUUUCAGGUUGAUUUACAUAGCAGAUCAUUGUCCUAGUCUGCGAAUUGAAGCCUUAAAGAUGGCUAUAACCUAUGUCAUGACUACUUUUAACGUAUCACUCUAUUUAAUAUUGCUCAAAAAAGCAGCCCAAGCACUGAGUACUCCUGGCUUGCCGGAUGUAGCAGCUCAGUCUACUACUCAAGAAAUAUUUACCAUUGAUCAAAUGUGGGUAGAUACUCGCUCGAAGAAAGCAGCAAUGAAACUUGAGAAGUUUGACACUGAUCUUAAGAACUACAAGAGUAACUCUAUCAAGGAGAGCAUAAGAAGAGGCCACGAUGAUUUGGGCGAUCAUUACUUGGAUUGUGGUGAUCUAGGCAAUGCACUCAAGUGCUAUUCUCGAGCCCGUGACUAUUGUACUAGUGGCAAACAUGUUAUAAACAUGUGCUGGAAUGUUCUGAAAGUUUCUAUAUACCUGCAAAACUGGACACACGUUAUAAGUUACGUUACUAAGGCUCAAAACACACCAGAUUUCCCUGAUGUUCACGGGAAAGAUAAUAGUCAAGGUAUAGUAACAAAAUUGAAGGUUGCUGCAGGCUUGGCUGAACUUGCCACAAAAAAAUACAAGUCGGCAGCUAAGUUGUUCUUACAAGCAUCGCUGGAUCACUGUGACUUCCCAGAAAUUCUGUCACCUGGAAAUGUUGCUCUUUAUGGUGGAUUAUGCGCUUUGGCUACCUUUGACAGGCAUGAGUUGCAAAAGCAAGUUAUUUUCAGCAGCUCUUUUAAGCUGUUUUUAGAAUUGGAACCCCAAUUAAGAGAUAUCAUAUUUAAAUUUUAUGAAUCAAAGUAUGCCUCUUGUUUGAAAUUAUUGGAUGAGAUUAAGGACAAUGUUUUGCUAGAUAUGUACAUUGCACCUCACGUAAACACGUUGUAUCUUCAAAUCCGAAAUCGAGCGUUAAUACAGUACUUCAGUCCUUAUCUCAGUGCCGAUAUGAGACGCAUGGCGACGGCAUUCAACAGGACUGUUGCAGCUUUAGAAGACGAACUCAUGCAACUGAUACUUGAUGGGCAAAUUCAAGCUCGAAUCGAUUCCCACAAUAAGAUUUUAUACGCCAAAGAUGUAGAUCAGCGUAGCACGACUUUUGAAAAGUCUAUUAGUCUAGGCAAGGAAUAUAGACGGCGUACCAGAUUAUUAAUUCUAAGGGCUGCGAUUUUGAAAAAUCAAAUUCAAGUAAAGAGUCCACAGCGAGAGACCACGCAAAGUGGAGAAAUGCCGAUAGCGCCCGGAAACACAAGUCAAGCACCUAGAAACUAAAGUGCCGGUGUUCUUAUUAUUCAUUCUUAUUUUUUUUUCUAUCGUUGUGAAAUACCUACCGACGUAACAUCAUGCGCCAUUAUCAGUUUGAAGCAAAAGAAAACUGGCUACGAAGGUACACGAUCUUGAACGCGUUCAAUAUCUCUCUUGUAAAUAAAAAAAAGCAAUUUCUCAAUUGUACUUGAACUUGGAAGUCCUCUGCGAGCGUGACUUGUGAUUACAGGAGAAUUAGAUGUAUAAUCGCCGACUGAUGUUUUUAUACGAUUUGUCAAAAUUUUUUUGCAUUUCUAACGAGUUAUAUUAAUCGAAAUCAGUAGAAACAUAGUAUCUCUUCAAUUUUCUUUUUUUUUUUUUGUAUUACAUUAUAAUGCAAUCAUUCUUUGUUUGAACUCGCAUGAGGCUCAAUAAUAAAAACCAAAUAAAACCUCAAAA